GGGGCUUCUCCGGAGUCGAACAAAGCCGGCACUGAGUGGGGCAGCGGCGCCCGGGCCGGGGCCGGGGCCGGGCGGCCAGAGGAGAAGGAGGGCAAGUGGGGGCACAUUUUCUCCCCGGCCCGGGGCCCUCCUCGUCGGCCCCCCGCGUCGCGCCCAUGAACGGGUUGCCGGGGGGGCCUGCGCCCGCACCCGCGCCCUUGGGCUGCCCGCUGGAGGGGCUUCCGCCGCUGCCUCGGGGUCUCAGCGGCCUCCUCAACUCGAGCGGGGGCUCGUGGAGGGACCUGGAGCGCGUCUACAGCCAGCGGAACCGCAUCCAAGACGAGCUGAGCCGGGCUGGCCGCGCCCCUGAGGGACCCUCGCAGCCCCCGCGCCGCCCCGCCAACCUGGACUCGGCGCUGGCAGUGCUGCGGAAGGAGAUGGUGGGCCUUCGCCAGCUUGACAUGUCCCUGCUGUGCCAGCUCUGCUCCCUACACGAGUCCAUCCAAGACUACAAGCACCUGUGCCAAGACAUGAGCCUCUGCCAGGACAUGUCCUCAUCUCUGCACUCAGACAGCUCCUACCCUCCGGACACCGGCUUCUCUGAUGAUGAGGAUGAGCCACCGGACUGCAGCCUGCCCCGGGACCCGCCCCCUCUCCGAGUCCCCCAAACUCACAAUUCCCGGGACAAGUGGCUGCAGGACUCAUUCAGUCUGUGAGGAUGCCCAGUCCUGGUGCCCUCUGGAGGCCCAUCGAGGCCAGGCUCCACCGGCGGAGCCAGGGCCUAACCUGUUCUGUCUCCCCUAACAUAGUGCCUGGCAGGUACACACACACAUACACACUCACACACUCUCUCUCUCUUUCUCUCUAUCUCUCUCUCUCUCCCUCCCUCCCCCUGAGCCCUCUGAUCUCUCACUGUGCUAGAUACUGGGAAUGGCUAGGGCCCAAAGGUGGGAGAAGCUGGUUUCUCUACUUUCUCUUUCAGUUGCCUCUCUCUCAGGAAAGAUACUGACUUGCUGGAGAUCCAGGCUCUGAUUUAUUUCCCACUCACUCCUAGCCCCAGCCAUUGGUGGAUUCACCCCAUCCACCCCCAUGCCCUUCUCCUCUGCUGCCCUUCAAGGGCUCCCAGGUAAGCUCAGCUCUUCUAAGGCCCCUCACUUGGGCAAGGGAAGAAGCAUCUGAGGGACCUUCAUUCUUGGCACCUCAGACAGACCCCAAGAGCCUCUCCUGCCACCAACAGUCAGCUCGGCUUGGGAUCCAAAAGGAAGCUAGCUGGCUCUGCUGUGGGGGCAAAUAGCAGAACAGCACCAUAACCCAUUUAAUGCUGCUCUGCUGGGAGUAGCAUCCAGCAAGCUGUGGGAUCAUAUAUAGUGCUGGCUUGGCUAUUGGGCAAGACCUGCCCCUCCCCUGCACCCAAGGUCGGCCUUGCUCCCCACCUGGUAAUGGGGAAGGUUGGGGCUCAGGACUAUACCCAAUAUUUAACAUGGUGGGGCCUCAGCCCUGGGACCCUGCAAAGAAAUAAAUGGCUCUUGUCUCUGCUCA
Molecule: messenger RNA, 1518 nt
Organism: Trichosurus vulpecula (common brushtail)
Lineage: Eukaryota; Metazoa; Chordata; Mammalia; Diprotodontia; Phalangeridae
Gene: FAM89B
Product: family with sequence similarity 89 member B
Exons: 2
Coding region: 156-695 (179 amino acids)
Source: RefSeq, a predicted model, not a curated record